Messenger RNA from Acanthosepion pharaonis, 1362 nucleotides. Lineage: Eukaryota; Metazoa; Mollusca; Cephalopoda; Sepiida; Sepiidae. The record is from the annotation of a GenBank genome assembly.
AUGGUUACUCUCUCUUUUUUUUUUUUGUUUUGUUCGGAGAGGCCAGAUGUUGUGCUUUUAAUCUUCUCCUUAGAAGUUGUUUUCGUGAAAUGUUUCAACAGACAACUGCAGAAUAAGUGCCGUGCAUCAGACGGCUACAAUCGUUGUACGUUAUCUAUCUAUCUAUCUAUCUAUCUAUCUAUCUAUCUCAGGUUCUUCAUUAUCUAUCUAUCUAUCUAUCUAUCUAUCUAUCUAUCUAUCUAUCUAAGUCUCUUCAUUAUCUAUCUAUCUAUCUAUCUAUCUAUCUAUCUAUCUAUCUAUCUAAGUCUCUUCAUUAUCUAUCUAUCUAUCUAUCUAUCUAUCUAUCUAUCUAUCUAUCUAUCUCAGUCUGUUGUUCACUUCUAUCUAUCUAUUCAUAUCAAUAUAGAAAUGUAUAUAUGUCUUUGGAGAAAUCUGUUUGUUGUUGAAGAAUUUGAGAACGACAGAGUUACUUACGCGGAACUGAAACGAUCUUCCGCCCCGGGGGUACAAAAGAGUCCCUCUCGUGUGAUGAAUAUGUCCGUGUCUGAUUCAAGCGUGCAGGUCUCAUCAGUCACAAAGGUGGAUAGAGAAACACUCCCAUCUACCAAUAUAAUACACAACAAGCCUUUUCGUGUAGAAUUUCUGACAAAGCCAGCCGGGUGGGCUCACUCAGCAUCAUUAAAGGAAACAUACGGAUGGACUCUUAUUCGGCCACGAACCGACUUCAUCUAUCUAUCUAUCUAUCUAUCUAUCUCACCCUGUAAAUAUCUGUCUCUACAGCCUGGUGAUGUUAAACUACUCCCUUCAUUCUCCUUCUAUCUAUCUAUCUAUCUAUCUAUCUAUCUAUCUAUCUAUCUAUCUAUCUAUCUAUCUAUCUAUCUAAGUCUCUUCAUUAUCUAUCUAUCUAUCUAUCUAUCUAUCUAUCUAUCUAUCUCAGAAAAAUGCAACUUCUUUAUCUAUCUAUCUAUCUAUCUAUCUAUCUAUCUAUCUAUCUAUCUAUCUAUCAUCUAUCUAAUCUCUUCAUUAUCUAUCUAUCUAUCUAUCUAUCUAUCUAUCUAUCUAAGUCUCUUCAUUAUCUAUCUCUCUAUCUAUCUAUCUAUCUAUCUAUCUAUCUAUCUAUCUAUCUAUCUAUCUCAGUUUGAUCAUAUCUAUCUAUCUAUCUAUCUAUCUAUCUAUCUAUCUAUCUAUCUCAGUCUCUUCAUUAUCUAUCUAUCUAUCUAUCUAUCUAUCUAUCUAUCUAUCUAUCUCAGUCUGUUCAUAUCUAUCUAUCUAUCUAUCUAUCUAUCUAUCUAUCUAUCUAUCUAUCUAUCUAUCUAUCUGAGGUUGUUCAUUAUCUAUCUAUCUAACUAUUUUUCUUUUUAA